AUCGAAAUUGAAAGUGCACAUUUUACUGUGGCGAAUUUUUAAUAAAUACGCAUAGGGAUACGCCAUUUUUGAGUAAACACACACUUUGUUGACUCUGAAAGAGACCUUGUGUUUGAUGCUGUUAAUUUAUGAACCCAGUGGUAAUAAAUAAUUACAACGGGCCACCAAAUAGAUCCAGAAUAGAGAAGGAAAGCUUGGGACAGGUUUUCCAGUCACCUCAGCUACUAUCUGUCCACUCGCCAUCAAAGACCGGAAAAAUCCUGCCAACUUUCUGGGGACAUGGCCAAUGAGUAGACCGGAACACAUGAAUAUUGUUUUAAGUGUUUAAUUCACGUUGAAAACUAUGGCGGGUAAUGUUCCUGUAUAUGAUGAUGAAGGAGAUCCUGCUGCUGGUUCAGAGGGAGCUGAUUUUCUUGUUCACACAGAUGAAACAGUUUUGGUCAAGGAGUAUGACAGUAAGGAUGCAGCCAUCCUCAAGCUGUUCUUUCAUAAAGAACUCAAAGAGAUUUCGCUGGUUGGGUUGAUAAAUUGUGAUCCCCCCAAAGGUCCUGGCCUGAAGCUCCUAAUUCGAAGCAUAAAGACGAAAAGGGCAAAAGUUGAUCCACUGAUAAAGGAUCUGGAUAAUAAACUGAAAAUGAUUGAAGAAAGGGAAGUAACUGUACCAAGUGAUGCCUUUGCAAAGUUGGCAGAGCACAUGCGUUCAGAGGAGAAACGACAGAUUGAUGCUCAACAAAAAGAACUUGUCUUGUAUCGUCCAGACUUUGUUAAGAAAAUUGUAAACAUUUUUUUCUGGCCAGGGAAUGAAAAGACAGUAAUUAAAUUGAAGCGGGAGCUAGGCAUCAUCGAGACUGGCGGAACACGAAACAGAAGUGCACCAAGCUACCAGGCUGAAGAUAGAAAUCCUUCUGUUGCAGGCAGCGGUCAGUUUUCUGAUCUUAAGACUUCCUUUUCCAUUGCUGACUCGAGUACUUUUGAAGGAAGCAUAUCACGGGAGCUGCCAACUCAAGGAAAACCGCGCGAUGCUUAUGACGAGCGUAUGGACUGGAAGAGUCGUCCACAAUCAUGCUUGAUAGAUAAUAAUAUAGUUCAGCAUCACAUUCAAGGUUGGAAACAAGGGCAUGAUAUUGGUCAAAAUAAUGGAAGCACCCAAGUUCAUGACUCCAGAUGUGUCAAAGAAUUACAUUUCGAUGAUCUUGCUAUAACCACUGAGGUUAAAAAACUGCAAGCAGAGAAGUUUAAAUGGGGUGCCGUUGCUCAGCAGUUUACCUUAAACACCAAUUUGAAAGUAAAAAUUUUCAAAGGCGACAUUACCAAGUCUGUUAACGAUGCACUGGUGUGUGGCAUUGGAACAGAUACGCAGUUUAGUGGAUUGGUAGCUGACGCGUUGAAAGCUGCAGGUGGAUUUGACUUUAAAAAGGCUGUUUCUAAAACAAUCACAAGUUCAAAAACAGGAAAACCUGGUAAGGUAAUAAAGUGCGUGUCUGGGAAGUUAAAAGUAAACUGGGUCAUCUUUGUUGUAUGUGAUAAGCUGAAUGAUAUCGAUACAAAGCAACUUGCCAUGUACAGAGAAUGUGUCUACAAUUUAAUGAAAAGGGCCAACGAAUGGUACAUACCGAAGAUUGCAAUCCCAUUAUUUAAAACGGAAAAUUUGCAGACCAAUGAGAACAACAUCCAGAAGUGUGGGAUUGCAUUCAUACGGGCUCUUGAUAAUUUCGUAGACGACAUAGAAGGGAAACACGUUAAUGUGAAGGAAAUCCAUCUUGUAAAUACUAGUGACCUCGUUACAAGCACACUUGUAAAAGUAUUCGAUGCCGCUAGCAAACAUUACAGCCACGAUGCUUGUAAAGCGGCUAAAGAAAAACAGAAAUACUUUGAACAUGGAACUGAACCCCCCAGCGAUGUAAGUUGUGGGGACGAUCAGCGAUGCGUAAUUAACAGUGAUGGCGCACGUGGUUUCGCACGUGUUAGCGCGAAUGGUGGAGCUAGAUGUAUGUUUACGUUGGAUCACGAGACAGAGGCUACCCAUGAACAGAUUGGACGUGAAUGGCCAAGAGAGCGUCCACCAGUUAUGUUUGCGGGUAUAUCAAAGCGUGAACAAUGCAAGCAGAUUGUAUUGAAUGCUCUGGGACUGAAAACAUGGACUGAGGUGGAAGAUUCCUACGAUCAGGCAGACAACAUGCUCCAGUACACUGAUGAUGUUUCAACAUCAGAAGGACGUAUACAUUUUUUGGCACGCGCUCUCGAACUGGCAAAGAUGGGCAAAACAAAAUGGACUGUGCAUAUCACAGUAAAAAGAAAUGGCGUGGAAGUACCGGUUGAUAAGCAAUUGAUAGGCAAACAUUCGAGUCAAAUAAUAAAGGAAAUGAAAAAGAAACCUUAAUGCAUACACUUAUAUAAAUUGGCCGCCAUCCAUUCUGAAUUCUGCAAGACGCAAAUCUAAAUAAAAUUUUUAUCUAUUGUAAACUCACAAAUUGUUAAAUAAUUGCAAUUUUCCUACAGUUAUUUUAGGCGUCCAAAUAUGAUGAGUUUUACUGAUGGCAUAUGAACAAUGUGAAAUUAUAAUGAUGUGUAUUGUCAUAAAGUAGAAAUCUGAAAGAGGUGAACUGAUAUUGACUAAGAGACAAGCACUUGGCGAUAUAUUCUACAUUUCACAUUUCUAAGCGUCGAACCAGAAAGAAUUAUAUGCCAGAAUAAAACUUAAAGAUUUAUUUAUUUUUAGACUAAGUGUGCAUGAAAUCAGAGUUGUAUUUAUAAUGGAUAAAUGAUGAGAUACAACUAACAUGUAUAUUUUACUAUGCCCGCAAAUGUGAUUUUUCUGUACAUCAAUUUUUUGUUGUUGAACGGAUUCAAAUUCUACUUCAAAGUUAUGACUUAAUCGUGGACCGGUAGAUGGAAAAAACUAUUAUAAGAAAACAGUUAAGUUUGUAAAAACAUCACUAAUUUACAUAGAUAUGUUUUGUAGUCGAUGCUAUAGUAUUUUUGCAAGUGUGUAUUCUCAAUGGCAUUAUAUUUGUUAAAGAAUAUUAAAGCAGGGCGAAUUUUUACUUGAUCUGUAAAUACUUUACAGGGACCACUAUUUAAAGAGUAUCCCUUAUUGAUGCCAAAUAAUGUGUUCUUAAUUUUACACCUACAAGGUAGCAAAAACGUUAUGUAAAUACACAUUUUGGGCAGCCUUCAUAACUUACGUUCACACUUCUUGUUUGUUAUUACUUUUAAGGAUUUUCAUUACUCAAAGUGUUAUGUUCAUACGAAUUAAGGUAUGAGUAAGUCUAGCUUCCUCUAUGCUAUUGUAAUAUAAGAUAUCAUUUUGUUAAGUCACCAUGUCUGCUCAAUAUCUCCUAUACCCUUUGCUGGAUUUUCACGAUUGCCUGGAUUGCCUCACAUGUAAAGAGCAUUGAGAAACAUAGCAUAAAGCACGAGCCAGUCAUGCCGGUUCAAGGUCAAUGUCCUUUUUAAAGGCCAAUUGUAUUUAGUCUCAUUUUUUUAUUCCCGCCAUUUCUCCUUUACACCAACUUGACUAAAUUAUGAAGACACAAAACAGUCACACAGGCUUAAGGUCAAGACAAUACUGCAUGUCUCAAGCGUGAGCCUCUAUAUUAGCGUCUAGUCCAUAUAUUUAUACCCAUUCAAUGAUUUUCAUUAAACACGCCUUCAUGGUUAAGGUCAUUAGAACGACGUACAGAAGGCAUGAGUACGUUAUGCCGGCUCAAGGUCGAAAUUCAUGUUCGUGUCAGCUCUAUACAUCCAAUACCCAUCGAAGGAUUUUUUAAACUUGGCUGCAUUGUUAAUUCAUUGAUGCGAUGCGCAGAAAGGACGAUUCAGUCUCACGGGUUUUGCUAACUCGUGGAAGUGAAUACUUUAGCGUUCAUUUUCUUUGAAGCAUGCUUCAUAUCUUCUGUACCCAUUGAACGACUUUUUUUAAAAGAUUAUGUUAUUCAAAAGAUGUAUAGAAGUGAGCAAAUAACGUUGGUUGAAAAUCAAGGUAACCACUUCGAAGUCCAAAACAAUAUUGAAUAGAGAUAUUACUGUAGUCUCAUGGAUUGGAAUGUCUUGUUGGUUGUACAAAUUGUUGAGCUGUUGUGUUUUUAAGUGUAUUAAAUUGAAGAUGUAGCUGUGAUCUUUUUACAUGCUUUGAAUAAAACUGUAUUAUACAGAAAUUGUGUCGAUAUAUAAUAUAAAUAUUUAUGAUUACUG
This is a messenger RNA of Dreissena polymorpha, 4194 nucleotides long. RefSeq lists its product as uncharacterized. The record is from RefSeq and is a predicted model, not a curated record. The coding region runs from base 344 to 2380 and encodes 678 amino acids. The transcript has 13 exons. Lineage: Eukaryota; Metazoa; Mollusca; Bivalvia; Myida; Dreissenidae.